AGGUUAUUCAGCGAUAGUUAUGACCUCCCGGUUACGUGCGUUGGGUGGAAGAAUUAAUAAUAUACGCACCUCAGAAUUACCCAAAGAGAAAACUCGAUCCGAAGUCGUCUGCAGCAUCCGCUUUCUAGAUGGCUUGGUACAGACCUUUAAAGCUAAUAAACAAGAUACCGGUCAAGUUCUUCUGGAUAUGGCAUACAACCACUUGGGUGUGACUGAAAAGGAGUAUUUUGGUUUGCAGCAUGGCGAUGACUCAGUAGACUCUGUUAGAUGGCUGGAAUCAAGCAAACCCAUCAGGAAGCAGUUAAAAGGAGGUUUCCCCUGUACUCUGCAUUUUCGAGUAAGAUUUUUUAUACCUGAUCCCAACACACUACAGGAAGAACAAACCAGGCAUUUGUAUUUCUUACAAUUGAAGAUGGAUAUUUGUGAAGGAAGGUUAACCUGCCCUCUUAACUCAGCAGUGGUUCUAGCAUCCUAUGCCGUACAAUGUAAGUCACCAAGGGAGCCUUUCACAGAUGGACAGACUAUUCUGACUGAUGCGGACACCUGCAUUCCUAAGCUGAAUGAAGGGGAUCAAAUUGUGUUAAUCAAUGGCCGGGAUAUCUCAGAACACACGCAUGACCAAGUGGUGAUGUUCAUCAAAGCCAGCCGGGAGUCCCACACGCGGGAGCUGGCCCUGGUGAUCAGGAGAAAAGCUGUGCACUCAUUCGCUGACAUCAAAUCUGAAGAUGAACUGAACCAGCUUUUCCCAGAGGCCAUUUUCCCCAUUUGUCCAGAGGGUGGGGACACCUUGGAGGGAUCCAUGGAACAGCUAAAGAAGGGCCUUGAAAGCGGGACAGUGCUGAUCCAGUUCGAGCAACUCUACAGAAAGAAGCCCGGUCUGGCCAUCACGUUUGCAAAGCUGCCUCAAAAUUUGGACAAAAACCGAUACAAAGAUGUGCUGCCUUACGACACCACCCGGGUCUUAUUGCAGGGAAAUGAAGAUUAUAUUAAUGCAAGUUAUGUGAACAUGGAAAUUCCUGCUGCUAACCUUGUGAACAAGUACAUUGCUGCUCAGGGUCCCCUGCCACACACCUGUGCACAAUUUUGGCAAGUCGUCUGGGAUCAGAAGUUAUCACUCAUUGUCAUGUUGACGACUCUCACAGAGCGAGGGCGGACCAAAUGUCACCAGUACUGGCCCGAUCCUCCCGAUGUCAUGGAACACGGCAACUUUCACAUCCGAUGUCAGUCAGAGGACUGCACCAUCGCUUAUGUGUUCCGAGAAAUGCUGGUCACCAACACUGAGACCGGGGAAGAGCACACUGUGACGCAUCUCCAGUACGUCGCGUGGCCCGACCACGGCGUUCCUGAUGACUCCUCAGACUUUCUGGAGUUUGUCAACUCUGUGAGGUCCCUGCGAGUGGGUGGUGACCCCGUGUUAGUUCACUGCAGUGCUGGAAUAGGGCGCACCGGUGUGCUGGUCACCAUGGAAACAGCCAUAUGCCUAAUUGAGAGAAACCUGCCUGUUUACCCACUGGAUGUUGUCCGGAAAAUGCGAGACCAGCGUGCCAUGAUGGUGCAGACAUCAAGCCAGUACAAGUUUGUAUGUGAAGCAAUUCUUCGUGUUUAUGAAGAAGGCUUAGUCCAAAUGCUGGAUCCCAGUUAAGACAACUGUGAAAAACGUUCAUUCCUCUUUCCCAAGGGCAUCCUCCUUAAGGACAGACGCCUCUCUGGAAGCAGCAAGAGGAAAUUUGUAGGCUGUGGGGAAGGAAUGAGCACAUUUGAAGCCAGGCACUUUAAAGUUCUAAAGAAGAGGUAUCGUGUACAUAGGAACUGUGUAGAUACGCAUGCAGUUACCGCAACAUUUAGGCCCGUUUGUCCUCAGAAAUAAGCAAAAGGGGAUCUCAGUUUGGGGCCUGUCCUAUUGCCUUCCUCCCUAGACAUCACCAUGUUCCUGUAAACCAUCCCUGGGCAAUUGAGAGGGGAGGCCAGCAGUGCUGUUGACCUCCCAGAAACAAGAGGGUGUGGCUACUUGGAGUUGCUUGGAUGUUUUGUGUGUAUAUGUGUAUAGGACUCUAAGGGCUGAGCUUUCUGGGCUUCGAGGCAGAGAUGGGACUGUUAGCUUUCACCCGCCGAUGCUAAGGGAACCCUGAUGAGUGUACUCAGUGGUAGGGUGGUGGGAUUUCAAGCUGAAGGGCGGGCACUACCUUUUCUGCCCCAUCUCCCUCCCACUUCCCAUAUUCGUGUUUCUGAAAAUCACUUCCAAAAUGCCCCGCUUGCUCCCCGCAUUAAUGACCCGUUCAGGGGCUCACACAGUGCCUGGACCAGGUUAGUAACGUAGGUUCCGGCGAGUUUUCAGUUGAGACUCUGAGAAUGAAGACUCCCUGUGCGUCUUGUCACCCGUCGUUAGGAGCAGGGUGCUUCGGGUUUCCACUUGCCUCUUGCUGUCCCUGCAGAACCCAAGACUGGAAUUGUCGACUACUGAAUCUACUACAUGGAUUGCUGCUACUUCAAGCUAUUAAACUUGAAACACUACGAUUUUCCUGAGGGGAGAUGGGAUAUCAUCUUAAUAUUCAGAAUCUUUGGCCCUUCUGAGGAAAGAUCUAGUCAUGGAACCAUGGGAAACCCAGCUUCUAGAGGGUUUUCCGUGGAUGUGUGUGGAUGUGUGUGUGUGUGCCCAUGGUAAGUGUUUCUCAGGAUUCCUAACUUGAUUCAAAUUACAGUUGAGUUUCUAUAAAGAAUGAGUCUCUGUAUAGAAGAACAAAUGUGUGCAUUCACCCUCGGUUAGAAUGGUCUCCAUUUCAUUUCAAAGGAGAGGAUCAGGCUAUCUGAAUAUAAACACAAUUUGAUGUUAAUUUAUUCUAAGUGCACCCUGAUUUUAAUUGUCCUAAAGAAUCCUGCCUUUGUUCAUACUGUGUUAAAUUUUUUAAAAAUUUGUGACAGGAUUGUAGCAAAUUAUUAUUUAAGGAAAAUAAAUUACAUAAGAAUUUGAAUGUGGUAUUUUUAAAUAGCGGCUUUUAUGUAUCCUGAAGGGAGAGGAAGCUCAGCCAGUUUCUUAGUGGGAUGUAUAGAAAAAGGAUGCUUUUAUAUCAUAGCGCACAGAAGUGAAGCCAUUUUGAUGGUUAGCAAACUCUGGACUAGUCGAGUCGUUUCCUGGGUGCAAGCUGGAUAACGACCUAGAUGAUGGGAGCCGGGUUUCUAAAGGUUCUUUAUCUCCAGACUUAGCUCAUUUAGUUGCGCACUUCCCACCUGUCCCCCACCAGUACUUGACUGCUAAAUGGCAGGGGUGGGAGGGAGGUGUCACGCUGUGCCAUAGCCCACUACUGUGAGACAGGAGACCACCGAAGCCCCAUCUUUGUCGGAUUCCUGCUAAGCUAGCAGAAUGAACCAGGAGAGGUUGCAAUUAUGCAGUUGGAGAUUUGGUUCCUGGUCCCACUCGUCAGUAACUAUCUCUUGGCCUGGUCACUUCGGAGCACUGUGUCUCUUUCCUCUAUUUCCUGUGAGACGGGAGGAAUAAUAGUGAGGCUGUGGGUUGAAUAUGAGGACCGAACAAAUGCUCUCAGCGGGAGUUUUCAUCAGCUGGUAGCUAUUUGAUACUGCUUACAGGUGCGUUACUUGGAAAAGUUAACUUACCAGCCAUCAGCCCAAAAACCCACGAAAUAGAAGUAGAAGCUUAUGGGGCGCCUGGGUGGCUCAGAUGGUUAAGCAUCUGCCU
This is a messenger RNA of Leptonychotes weddellii (Weddell seal), 3691 nucleotides long. NCBI's taxonomy places the organism in Eukaryota, Metazoa, Chordata, Mammalia, Carnivora, Phocidae. The record is from RefSeq and is a predicted model, not a curated record.